Penicillium paradoxum is the source of this 1233-nucleotide messenger RNA. RefSeq names its product Zn(II)2Cys6 transcription factor domain-containing protein. Lineage: Eukaryota; Fungi; Ascomycota; Eurotiomycetes; Eurotiales; Aspergillaceae. The coding region runs from base 1 to 1233 and encodes 410 amino acids. Gene Ontology annotation, molecular function: DNA-binding transcription activator activity, RNA polymerase II-specific; zinc ion binding. Gene Ontology annotation, biological process: regulation of transcription by RNA polymerase II. The record is from RefSeq and is a predicted model, not a curated record. The transcript is spliced from 2 exons.
AUGGCCACAUUUACACCGGGCCGACGCUCACACCGAAAGUCGCGGACCGGAUGCUUACAAUGCAAAAAACGAAAGGUCAAAUGCGACGAAAGCCAGCCAUGUUGCCGUAAUUGUGAGAAACAUGGUGUUGUUUGUUCCUUCACUAGCCUUUCAACCGUGUUGUCCACCAAAAAAGCGGAUUCUGCAGAGUCGCCAGUCUCCCUAUCUGGGCCAGAAAGCAUAGCAUCAGGCAGAGCUCCUGCUGCACCAGUUAUCCCACAGCUCUUACCAAGCCUAUCUUCCCUGGGGCCUUUUCCCUCGACACUAGCUGUGUUUGACCUGGAACUGUUGCACCAUUGGACCACGUCAACAUGUUAUACGCUAUCGCGGAGUCCAGCGGUACAGGCCGUUUGGCGUGAUGAAGCACCUCGAAUUGGGUUCGCUACGCCCCCAGUAUUGCACAACUUGCUAGCCGUUGCAGCGCUACAUCUAGCCCGCUCAGAUGAAUCCCGGCGUGCAAGUUGCCUAGCCCACGCGAAGAUGCACCAUAGCACUGCUGUGAGAGAAAUUAUUCCACUCGUCUCACCUCUGGCACAAGAGAAUGGUGCUGCACUGUUUAUUUUCUCCAGUUUAACUUGCAUGUUCUCCUGUGCCAAGCCAUCAGAAGAAGGGGACUUCCUAGUCCUCUUUGAGCGUGGUGCUUUAUCGGAAUGGGUUCGACUUUUCCGAGGGAAUACCACUGUCAUGCAUACCGGAGGUGAAAUUCUUCGUACUGGGAGGCUGGCGCCAAUCUUCACAAACGGAAAUCACAUUGCCGCUGCUCACCACUCACCACAGGCCCUUGAGCAGGGCAGGCCGCAUGUUUGGGAGUUAGAGCAAAUGAUGUGGAGGGAGUGUGCAACUGAUCCGUCACUUCGAGCCAUUUAUCAAGAGGCGAUCAAUGAAAUAGCUCGUACCUUGGGCGUAGCGAUAAACUCUGGCAUCAUGCGGAGACUUGAAAGCGCAGAUGUUUUCCUCUGGCUUCUUAAUGUCUCCGAUGAUUAUUUGAAUCUCCUGCGCCAGGAAACUCCCAUUGCGCUUAUUAUAUUCGCUUAUUGGUGUAUAUGCAUUCGUCAGAUUGAGUGGACGUGGUGGGUGGACGGUAUAAGCUCACGGCUUAUGACGCAAGUUUCAUCUGUCUUGGAUGCGAAAUAUCGAGAUUGGCUUACGUGGCCCCGUGAUAUUGUCAAUGGAUGUGUCGAAUUGUCAAAUUAA